Xylaria bambusicola is the source of this 1836-nucleotide messenger RNA. RefSeq lists its product as uncharacterized. The transcript has 3 exons. The coding region runs from base 462 to 1790 and encodes 442 amino acids. NCBI's taxonomy places the organism in Eukaryota, Fungi, Ascomycota, Sordariomycetes, Xylariales, Xylariaceae. The record is from RefSeq and is a predicted model, not a curated record.
AGACCAUAGGACACUCGUUCAUGUAUUUACAAUCCAUUCUUUGAAGACGUAAACUCAGAACUGCUCAGAAGUACGAGAACAGUUUCCACCCUUCUGUAGCUGCCUGAAUUACAGGGGUCCAAGGGCCCUGAUGGUCUGAACUCGGCCGCCCGAAAAGGGCAAACUAACAGCGAGCUCAGCCACUGCAGCACAGUGGAUAUUCCAACAUCAGCCUGCCUCUCCCACUUCUGACGUUUGCCUUGCACCAGCUUACCUUUAACCAUGGUCUUGGUAUAUUACUUCUCGAACACUGCAAACGGACGGUCAAAGGAGGCACCCGUGGGCUUCUAUAUCAGACCUUUUAUGCUGCAGUCCUGAAGCACACUGCCAUCAACUCCGGCCGCCGAAAGCAUGCAUCAGUCCUUGCUGCACGCAUCAAUCUUUCCGCCCCCUACCUACAGCAACCUCAACAUCUCGACACCAUGAACGCGUCAGACAAGCGGAAAAGCAUUACCCACCACAUUCGUGCAUCGUCCUCGUCACGAAAUAGUAAUAUAAUUGCAGCACCUCCCCGUGCUCAGUUCAUCCGCCCAGUGUCGACAUCAACGUCGCCUCCCGUCGACAACGACAGUUCGCUCGAACAAACCAGCCCUAGUUCUGUUGGUAAGGAUAGCGGCAGCGCACAGGCAGCAAAGGAGAGGGAGAAGACCUUGCAAGACAAGAUUGCCGAGCUGAAGCGCGAGCUUGUUGCCAAUGAAGCCGAGUUUACCCGUGCGCUGGAUCGAUUGUCGCAAAACGAAAGCGAGACUGCAAGCUACUGGCAAGCUAAAUAUUCUAGCUUGAACCAGCAAUUUCUUCGUGUCGACACCGAGAUUCGAGUGCUUCGUACUGAAGUUGAUGUGAGGGAAGCCGAAAAAGCCGAGCUGCGCGAACAAUGGGAACUGCUGCAGAGAGAACUGGGUGAACGAGAGAGCGAGAUCCGUUCACUACGGUCCCAAAUCGCCGGACUCAAGCAGUGGGUAAGCACGAAUACGAAGAGAAGUGAUCAGACGAGUGAUGAAGAGUUCGGGGAAUCCAUUGCAAGACUACGAAAUGGUCUUCAAAAUUGGGCUGUCUCGCAUUUUAGAAAAUCAUCUUUCAAUCUAGAGAGAGUAGAUCAGGCUGUUAUAGAUGAUCUGAGCGAGCUAGUACCCAUGUACGAAGAUCUUGCGACCAGUGAGACUAAGGCAGCCUUCGUACAGUCUAUCGUGUCCAGCAUCUUAGUGGAGAUGAUCUUUGAUGCGUAUUUUGUUGGCCUUCCAGAGGAAGAGGCCACUCAGUUUGGCCAGGUGGAAAGAUAUUUGGUGCAGCUUAGCUCCACUGACGUUGUAAACGAAUGGCGGGCAAUGACUUUAUCUAUGCUCCGCAAGGAGUGUGUCUCUAAGAUGCAGCAGGAGACUAACACGGUAAUAUAUAAUGUACUUGCGAGGGUUAAUCGCAUACUGGACAACAUCACAGAUGCCAAGGCAUCGGAUGUGCGAGAUCAGGCUUUACGAGUGCUGGUGACCAACUCAAUCAACCUAGCAAGAUUAUUAGUUGCCCAGAAAGCGCUGUUCAGGGUGACAAUGCCGAAGAUUUUACCGCAUCAGAGGGUGUUAUUUGAAGCUGACACUAUGGAUCACAUUGGCGAGGAGGAUGAAGAGAGUCUUACAUCCCGAGAAAUACGCUGCAUUACAUUUCCAGGGAUUAUCAAGACCGGGGAUGAAAACGGUAAACACCUUCAGUAUCGGAACGUGAUUGCCAAAGCAACGGUCCUCUGCAGUCCUGAAUGAAACAACUACCACUUACUUGUAUUGAUGGUCAUAACAGUGUUGUAUU